Racocetra persica is the source of this 246-nucleotide messenger RNA. Lineage: Eukaryota; Fungi; Glomeromycota; Glomeromycetes; Diversisporales; Gigasporaceae. The record is from the annotation of a GenBank genome assembly.
CACAAGCAAGCACCAAAAGGCGAAGCAGCAGUAAAUCGAGCCCCAGUAAAAGCAAAUUCUAGCAAAAGAGCAAAGCAAAUCACCAAAAAAGUAAAAUAUCAGAAAGGCAAAGCAGCAGCAAGCGAUGCAUCAAAAAGCAAAGUCCCAGCAAAAGAGCAAAUACUAGAAACCAGUACUAGUAAAAGCGAAGUUCUAGCAAAGCACCAUUUAAUAUCACCAGCGAAAACGAUGACACAAGAGAAUUGA